AAUCAAAACAAAAUGUACGAAGGAUUGAUCGCCGAGGUUGUAAAUUCCAGUUAAUCGUAAUGUACGUUGCUUAAUUUAGGUUGAUUAGCAUUUUUUAACGAUGGCCAUUAAUCUGGAGAUAAGGCUCAGACGAGCGAAUAAAAUUUACUACGAAGGGGAAACUAUCAGUGGAGUCGUUUACAUAUCAUCUCCAACAGAAAUUAAGCAUGACGGGAUAACGUUGUCCAUGGAAGGACAAGUAAACUUAACCAUCAGCAACAAAAAUGUGGGUAUCUUCGAAGCUAUGUACAAUUCGGUCAAACCGAUAACCCUAUUGAACCAAUUCACUGAUCUGGCUCCGUCUGGUAAGCUAGCCCCGGGAGCCACUGAAAUUCCCUUCGAGCUGCCACUGAUUUGCACUAAAGAGCCCAAAGUGCUGUACGAAACCUAUCACGGAGUGUUUGUUAACGUUACGUACCUACUGAAGGCCGAAAUAAAGCGUAGCUUUCUGGCCAAGACCGUAUCCAAGGCCCAACAGUUUAUCAUCCAGUACCGGCCGAGUCAUCCGUCGGAGAAGAAGACCGAGGUCAAUUUCUCGAUCAGCCCGGAAACGCUCCAGAAAACGGCAAAAGAACGAAUCGCAAUACCACGCUUUCUAAUAACGGGACUGCUCGAUUCGACGGAGACGUGCGUCACCAAGCCGUUCACCGGCAGUCUGACCAUUCACCACACGGAGGUGCCGAUCAAAUCGAUCGAAAUUCAGCUUGUUCGCGUGGAGACGUGCGGCUGUGCCGAGGGUUACGCACGGGACGCAACAGAGAUCCAAAACAUUCAGAUUGCGGACGGAAACGUUUGCCCCAAGGUGCAGAUUCCGAUCUAUAUGACGUUUCCGCGGCUGUUCACGUGCCCAACGUUGAUAACGAAGAAUUUCAAAAUUGAGUUCGAAGUCAAUCUCGUGGUAGUUUUCGGAGACGACUACCUGGUAACGGAGAACUUUCAAAUUGCGUUGAACAGAACAGUCUAACUUUAUAAAUGGCAUGCUGUAUUCUA
This is a messenger RNA of Armigeres subalbatus, 1029 nucleotides long. Its product is annotated as vacuolar protein sorting-associated protein 26C. NCBI's taxonomy places the organism in Eukaryota, Metazoa, Arthropoda, Insecta, Diptera, Culicidae. The transcript has 4 exons. Bases 101 to 1003 code for a protein of 300 amino acids. Gene Ontology annotation, cellular component: endosome. The record is from RefSeq and is a predicted model, not a curated record. Gene Ontology annotation, biological process: intracellular protein transport.